AUGCUCCGACUCUUCACUUGGGACAAGUUGGUCUGGGUCACACGGAUCGUCUUCGUGACAGGUCUUCGGGGCAUCCCAAGCCUAAUGCAUCUCAUUGGCGACAAGCUCGGCUUCGCGCAUGGGGUUCUAUUGACGCACAACAAGCCUGAGUGUCAUGCUCAGCAACGACGUGGGCCUCGGCAAACCCACAGGGUCUUACCAUUCGUAUGCUCGCCUUCUUGA
This is a messenger RNA of Purpureocillium lilacinum, 222 nucleotides long. Lineage: Eukaryota; Fungi; Ascomycota; Sordariomycetes; Hypocreales; Ophiocordycipitaceae. The record is from RefSeq and is a predicted model, not a curated record.